AUGGAGCGGCAGGUCUGUGUGAUCCUGGACGCUGACCAUCCCGAGCCAGAGCCAGAAGCAGCCUGGCUGCAGAUCCUCCCCCGGCUGGUGUCGUCCACGGGGACUGAGGGACCCGGUUCAUCCCCUGAUUCCCAGCCGCCCACCACGGUCCCGGCUCCCCCAGCCCCCAGCCUGUCUCUGAGCCCCCCGAGUCCAGUGAGGGGGCAGCAGGUCCAGCUGACGUGCUCUGCUCCGAGGGGCUCCGGGGCCCUGGGGUUCGUUUUCUAUGAGCAGAGGAGUGGGAUCUGGGAGAGGCUGCGGUCCCAAAGCAGUGGGACCUGGAGGAUCAGCACAGAGAACAGUGAACUCAGCCGGACUUUCACCUGCUCCUAUCGGAUCCAGAGCAGCCCCCCAAGACAGCCCCACUCCCAGUCUCUGCAGAGUAAUGCAGUGACCUUGCUCCUGACAGAUCCCCCUCCCCAGCCAGUGCUGAGCGUGGAUCCCCCGUCCGGAGUGGUGAGUGAAGGGCUCCCCCUGCUCAUCACCUGCAUGGCCCCCGGGGACGCCAGCAAGAGGAGGUUUCACUUCUACAAGGAUGGAGCUGCGCUCAUCCCCGGGGACACAGGGUCUGAGAUCAGCACCACAGAGCCCAGCACCGGCUCUAUGAACUUCUCUGUGCUCAGCAUCCUGCGAGCCGAUCCCAGCAACACCGGGGAAUUCAGCUGCGGGUACGAGGUGAACAUGAGCGGCAGGUGGAUCCCAUCCCCCAGGAGCCAGGCCUUGAAUGUCACCGUGACAGCCUGGUCUCUGCCCGUCCCCCUGGUGGCUGGGUGCAGUGGGGCUGCCGCGGCUCUGGCUCUGCUGCUGCUGCUCAUCUGCCUCUGCAGGAAGAAGAAGGCAGCUACCCGCCGGCUCUCCACGUCCUACUGGAAGAGCCAGGAGCUGCGCCGGUCGCGGAUAAUGAGACGGUCGACCGACAUCUCCGGGGUCAAUAUGGGUCUCCAGCAGAGGACCGAGGGGGGCUGGCCCCAGGCAGUGUCCCAGGACUGGGGGCUGCUCCCCAAGCUCCCCGCAGAGGGGCCCAGGCCGGGGCAAGCGGCUGGGGGGGCAGCGCCCCUUAAAGGCCAGAAGGAGGAAGACGACGCAGACUCUGGGGCUGAGUUUGAAUUCCCGGACAUCGAUCCAACGUACUCACAAGUCACGUUCUCCUGCUCCACCUUCCGCCAGGGCCAGGAGCUCUCAGCCUCCCACGUGUGCAGCACCCCUGACCUGUGACCAUGGCACCCCACUCCUCAGCCCUGGCCCCUGCCACCGGGGGUCGCUCUCCAGCAACCUUCCUUCUGCACCCCCACCUGCUGCAAGGGGCCUGGGGGUUACAGCUGCUGGAAGCCAGGACUCCUGGGUUCUAUCCCUGACUUGGGGAGUGGGGUCUAGUGGUUAGACGGGGGGGGGGCCUGGGAGCCAGGACUCCC
Messenger RNA from Mauremys mutica (yellowpond turtle), 1451 nucleotides. RefSeq lists its product as uncharacterized. The transcript is spliced from 10 exons. Lineage: Eukaryota; Metazoa; Chordata; Testudines; Geoemydidae. Gene Ontology annotation, biological process: cell surface receptor signaling pathway. The record is from RefSeq and is a predicted model, not a curated record. Bases 1 to 1254 code for a protein of 417 amino acids. Gene Ontology annotation, molecular function: transmembrane signaling receptor activity.